UCUGAUGCUCGAGGUGUUGCAGUCCUGGGGCAGCUCUGAAAGAAAAGCCCUACUCCUGCAGAGUGCUGUCAAUUGCAGACAACUGUAUCCACAUGAAACCCUGCUGCUGUCUCUGCAUGAUUUCAAAGUUAAGAGUCCCAUAAAGUCUAAUGGAUUUUUCCUUCCAUUUCCAUGACAAACUUGCCAAAUUCCUGAGAAACACAAACUUGUUUCUGAAGUUGUUGAUGCUGAUAUGAGCAGAAGGGAGGAGUUUUUUUUUUUUUUUUCUUUUUUUUUAGCUCUGUGAAGCUACCUGGUAUUUGAAAUGCUGAAGAGGAAAUUACGGUUUUGUUAUAACUUGCGCUUUAGGCUUUUCUUGGGUCUAACUCUUAUUUUAGUAAUCAUUUCAGUUUUAAAAGUUAACCAGAAAGAAGACUUCUUAAAUCGGAGAGAUCUAGAGCUAACAAAAGAAGAUCCUGUUAGCAAUGUUAACUGCACCAAGAUUAUUGAGGGGGAUAUAGAAGAAAUACAAAAGGUAAAGCUUGAGACAUUGUCAGUGUCAUUUAAGAAACGCCCCAGGCUAACAACAAAUGAUUAUAUUAACAUGACGGCAGACUGUGCCUCCUUCACCAAGACGAGGAAAUAUAUUAUGGAACCUCUCAGCAAUGAAGAAGCAGAAUUUCCAAUUGCUUACUCAAUAGUGGUUUAUCACAAAAUUGAGAUGCUUGAUAGACUUCUGAGAUCAAUCUAUGCUCCACAGAAUUUUUACUGCAUUCAUGUAGACAAAAAAUCUCCAGGAUCUUUUUUCUCUGCUGUGAAGGGAAUAGUGUCAUGCUUUGAUAAUGUCUUUAUUUCAAGCCAGUUAGAGAGUGUGGUAUAUGCUUCAUGGAGCAGGGUGCAGGCCGACAUUAACUGCAUGAAAGAUCUCUACAGUAGAAGUUCAAACUGGAAAUACCUAAUAAAUCUAUGCGGUAUGGACUUUCCUAUAAAAACCAACCAGGAAAUAGUAGAGAAAUUAAAAGCCCUUAAAGGUGAAAACAGCUUGGAAACAGAAAAAAUGCCUGUUUAUAAAGAAGUAAGGUGGAAAAAACACCAUGAGAUUAUUGAUGGUAAAAUAAAGAACACAGGCACAGACAAACAACUACCACCUCUCAGUACUCCAAUUUUUUCUGGUAGUGCCUAUUUUGUAGUUAGCAGAAGAUUUGUAGAAUAUGUGUUAGAAAGCAGCAAAAUACUUAAGUUCAUUGAGUGGGCAAAAGAUACUUACAGCCCAGAUGAGUACCUGUGGGCAACAAUUCAGAGAAUUCCUGAUGUCCCAGGUGCAGUUUCUUCUAGUGACAAGUAUGACGUUUCUGACAUGAAUGCACUGGCCAGGUUUGUCAAGUGGCAGUACUUCGAAGGCGACGUGUCCAAAGGUGCACCAUACCCACCGUGCAGCGGAGUUCACAUUCGCUCUGUCUGUGUUUUUGGUGUCGGAGACUUGAACUGGAUGCUACGAAACCACCACUUAUUUGCUAAUAAGUUUGACACUGACAUUGACCCUUUUGCAGUGAAAUGUCUGGAAGAGUAUUUGCGACACAAGGCUUUGUAUUUGCAAAAGAAGUGAAAUACUGUAUGCUCCUGUUACAAAACAUAGGUUACAAGUAUUGUACUGCAAAGUACUUUGACACGUAACAGUGAUGGUGGUGAUGCUGAUGAUGGGUAUAAUAAACCAUGUUGGUGUGGUGCUGCUGAUGCCCUCCCUGCCUUGUCCAUGGACAAGGGGGAGAACAGACAUGUCUCAAGUGAAUAUGGGGAUCCCUUGUGUUGCACGCUCAGAGGCUCAGAGCUUCAGGUGUAAAAUCAGAAUAGCAACUUUUGGAAAGUCAACUAUUUGGAAUAUUCAUUAUCUAGAAGGUGUAAUUAAUAGAUUUUCUUUGGCUAAACUGUUUGUUUUAAGACUUGGAAAGUGCAUGUUAUUCAUAGUUACUCAUUUUUUCCUCAUGAAUGCAAUGCUAGCUGGAAGACAAAGAUGAAGGGUUGAGGGGAAAGGCAGCUGGACUGCACAGACUUCGUACUGAGUACUGAAAGAUCUCAGGAAUAUAACAUUAGAAAUGAUCUGAAAACUAUGCAAAAGGGGAUAUGCAAAGUCAGCUGUCAUAAUUUAACUUCAGUCUGCUUGCUGCAGUUCUGUUACAUGUAAUUCUUAGUCCUCUUGAAAAUUUUGUCUUUAGCAUGGAGUAUUAAGGAAUUGCAUUUAAAUUUUUGUAGCCAAAUCUUGCUUUUGUACUCUUAAAGGCCUCUGAUACUGUGAUAUAAAGUUUAUACACUAGUUUGUAAUUACAUCUUCUCAGGGAAAUUUCAGUUUUGUGCCUGAUGAGAUUUAGACUUGUAAUUUUACUUCCUAUUGUACCGAGAGUCUUGCUUUUGGAUCCAAAAUUACUCAAGUUUCUCAAAAACUUAAAAGAACUGCAAUAGUGUCUAAACGUAGUGUCUGAUGGAACAGCUGGUUUCUGCUUUGUGUCAAGCUCAACUUACAUUCCAGAUUAUUUUGACAUUGAGUACAGAAAAAUAAAGUUAUUUUUCUAAAUGAUAUUGCCUCUUC
Molecule: messenger RNA, 2563 nt
Organism: Empidonax traillii (willow flycatcher)
Lineage: Eukaryota; Metazoa; Chordata; Aves; Passeriformes; Tyrannidae
Gene: GCNT1
Product: glucosaminyl (N-acetyl) transferase 1
Exons: 3
Coding region: 305-1585 (426 amino acids)
Cellular component (GO): membrane
Molecular function (GO): beta-1,3-galactosyl-O-glycosyl-glycoprotein beta-1,6-N-acetylglucosaminyltransferase activity
Source: RefSeq, a predicted model, not a curated record